CUCCCAUGCUCUCUUGCGACGUUCUAGACCCCAGCGGCUCGUGCGCGCCGUCGCCAUUUUGAAACUCGCGUGAGCUUCCACUUCUGCAUCAAGAGGCGUCGGCGCCGGCGUCGGCGUCGGCAAUGCGGCAUGCCAGAGGAACGGAGAUGGGUGCCAAGCCAAAGAGGGCGGACCGGUCGUGCGAGCAUUCAUGCCGCACUGCUGUCAAGGGGAGCGCAGGGGAUGAAUGCGGAGCCGCACGCCGCACGCUGCAGAGGUCUGGACACAGCGGCUCUGUCGCACGGCUGGCCCGCAGUGCAGGACUCCAGGAGGCCACGGCGAGAGCGUCCCGUGUCGCCGAUUGUCUGCUCGCCGCCACCUGGACAGAGCGUACCCCUGCGGCAUGCGAUGCCUUCGAGAAGCGCCACCCGUGAGGCAAAACACAGAAAGGAGGCGGCGUAGGUUGCACCUCCGACCGUGGGUGGUACAGCGACGGGAGGCGCGGGCGUACGGUGCCUCGAGCGCUCCUCGUCGCCUUUCGCUGCGUCUUGGGCGCCGGGGCCGCCUUUGCCG
Messenger RNA from Tilletiopsis washingtonensis, 552 nucleotides. RefSeq lists its product as hypothetical. The coding region runs from base 147 to 413 and encodes 88 amino acids. The record is from RefSeq and is a predicted model, not a curated record. Lineage: Eukaryota; Fungi; Basidiomycota; Exobasidiomycetes; Entylomatales. The transcript has a single exon.